GACGCCGAACCAGUGUUAUCUGCCUGACUUGCAUUUUAACUUUCAUAGUUUUUGUCUUCUUUUUCGUGCAGAUCAGACACGCUACUGACAAUGGAAUGUCUUAUUGGUAUUACGGGAAAAGACUUUGUGUUAGUUGCGUCUGAUACAGUAUGUGCCCGAAGCAUUGUUGCGAUGAAACAAGAUCAUGACAAAAUGUUCAAACUGAGUGAUAAUUUACUCAUGCUUGUCUCAGGAGAGUCUGGUGACACAGUUCAAUUUGCAGAGUACAUCUCAAAAAACAUCCAGUUAUACAAAAUGAGAAAUGGCUAUCAGUUGUCACCUACCGCUGCUGCUAAUUUCACUAGGAAAAACCUGGCUGAUUAUCUCAGGAGUCAAACUCCAUACCAAGUGAAUCUUUUGAUGGCAGGUCAUGACGCUGAUGAUGGUCCACAGUUGUUCUUCAUGGACUACCUCGGUUCUCUUGUGAAAGCACCAUUUGCUCUCCAUGGCUAUGGAUCUUUCUUCUCUCUCAGUAUAAUGGAUCGAUAUUAUAAAGAAGAUUGUUCAAAAGAAGAAGCUGUGAAAUUAUUACAACAGUGUUUGAAUGAGAUCCGCAAAAGGUUCAUCAUCAACCUUCCACGCUUUACAGUCAGAAUCAUUGACAAGGAUGGUAUACAUGAAUUAGAUAGCAUGAGUGCUAGUGACUAGGAGGUGUUCAUAUAUUUCACAUCAUACAGAACUUUUGACAAUGUUAUCUAGUGGCUAUCCAGCACUGCUGGUAUUCCCAAAAGAAGAUUGUUUGAGAGCCAUUCAUUUAGAGCAUCAGUGCCUUUGCAGCGAUUGGCUUUUGGCCCUCAAGUGAUAUAUGAUACAUGUGACAUUCUCAGCAGUGACGGGCAAAAGUAAAGGAAGAAUUCAAAUACAUGUAUGUGCUAUUGCUUGCUGCGUUGGAACCUUGAUAUUUUCUGUGUGGAAUAUUUCCUUCAGUAAAGAGGCAGGACUCCCUGGAGUUGUCCACCUAAGAUGUGUUGGUGUCUAUUUGAUAGUGGGAGAACACUAUAAAAUGGCAGAUUACAUGUGCUGUGAUCGAGUGUUUUAGAACACGACUAGUAAACAGAAUGUUAAAAAAAGCAUUUUUCAAUUCCACAGAAGGAGAACUUCUGAUAUCCUGGUUUUGACCUUUCUUGCAUAUGGGGAUUAUUUGGCGGAGUUGAAUGGGGAUCAAUGUUCAUGAUUCAAAUUGGCUGAUCUUGUAAUAAAGUGUCCCUUUGUAAAAA
Molecule: messenger RNA, 1256 nt
Organism: Lineus longissimus
Lineage: Eukaryota; Metazoa; Nemertea; Pilidiophora; Heteronemertea; Lineidae
Product: proteasome subunit beta type-2-like
Exons: 6
Coding region: 91-687 (198 amino acids)
Biological process (GO): proteasomal protein catabolic process
Cellular component (GO): proteasome core complex; nucleus; proteasome core complex, beta-subunit complex
Source: RefSeq, a predicted model, not a curated record